AUGAAGGAGAGGGGAGCCAUGAAGGAGGAGGGAGCCAUGAAGGAGAGGGGAGCCAUGAGGGAGAGGGGAGCUAUAACGGAGAGGGGAGCUAUAAAGGAGGGGGGAGCCAUGAAAGAGAGGGUAACCAUGAAGGAGAGGGGAGCCAUGAAGGAGGAGGGAGCCAUGAAGGAAAGGGGAGCUAUGAAAGAGAGGGGAGCCAUGAAGGAGAGGGGAGCCAUGAAGGAAAGGGGAGCUAUGAAAGAGAGGGGAGCCAUGAAGGAGAGGGGAGCCAUGAAGGAGAGGGGAGCCAUGAAGGAGGAGGGAGCCAUGAAGGAGAGGGGAGCCAUGAAGGAGGAAGGAGAGCCAUGA
Oncorhynchus masou masou (cherry salmon) is the source of this 348-nucleotide messenger RNA. RefSeq names its product octapeptide-repeat protein T2-like. NCBI's taxonomy places the organism in Eukaryota, Metazoa, Chordata, Actinopteri, Salmoniformes, Salmonidae. The record is from RefSeq and is a predicted model, not a curated record. The coding region runs from base 1 to 348 and encodes 115 amino acids. The transcript has a single exon.